Catharus ustulatus (Swainson's thrush) is the source of this 1760-nucleotide messenger RNA. RefSeq names its product 5-hydroxytryptamine receptor 3A-like. The record is from RefSeq and is a predicted model, not a curated record. Gene Ontology annotation, molecular function: neurotransmitter receptor activity; extracellular ligand-gated monoatomic ion channel activity; transmembrane signaling receptor activity. Gene Ontology annotation, cellular component: synapse; membrane; neuron projection. The transcript is spliced from 8 exons. Bases 380 to 1588 code for a protein of 402 amino acids. Gene Ontology annotation, biological process: signal transduction; chemical synaptic transmission; monoatomic ion transmembrane transport. Lineage: Eukaryota; Metazoa; Chordata; Aves; Passeriformes; Turdidae.
UCCCCGGAGAGGCAAAGAUGCUAGGGGAAGAGACGGGAAAAGAUUAUUUAAAAGUGUGGGGGAGGGGGAAAAAAGGCCGACCACGAAGGGACUCGAACCCUCAAUCUUCUGAUCCGAAGUCAGACGCCUUAUCCAUUAGGCCACGCGGUCGUUGUGCUGUAGCCCCCCAGUGAUGCUGGCAACCCCCGGCAUCGCCCCCGAGCCGCUCCCGGGCACCGCCGGAGGCCCGGUCAGCGCCUGAGAGACACGGGCAGGGGCUGCUCCAAAGUACCUCUGCACCUACUAUGACAUUGUUGACUACCUGAACAUCUCCUCUCACAACAAGCUGCACACACACAUCCUGCCCAAGAUAAACCAGGAGGAGCCUGUGGAAGUGACAAUGGAUUUCAUGCUGGUUGCAAUUCUCUCUGUGGUGGAAAAGCUCCAGACAGUCAGUUUUUACUUCGUCCUGAACCUGGAAUGGCAGAACCCUUUUGCAACCUGGAACCCUCUGGAUUUCUGUAACAUUUCUGAAAUUAUUCUGCCCAUGGAUACGUAUUGGUCGCCCCCCGUCUUCAUCUUAGAGCGAGUGAAUGGGCAAAACCCAGAGCUGAAUUACAUGGUCCUGAUGCACAACGGCAGCUUCAACUCCACCCGGCCCUUCCAGGUCACCCUGACCUGCAGUCUGAGAAUCCUCAAGUUCCCCUUCGACACCCAGACCUGCAACUUGAGCGUAGCUUCAUUCCUCUACCCAGCAGUAACAGACUUUGUCAUGAAGACGAGACGGACACCAGCUGAGAUCACGAAACAGAGCCAGAGUCUCCUUCUAACUGAUGGAGAAUGGAAGUUCACCAACCUGAAUAUCAUUGAAUACACAGAAAUGAUGGAUGACAAAGGUUUUUCUGUGGUCACCUAUCUGAUUUCCAUGGAGAGACGACCCACUCUCUACGUCCUGAACCUGAUCCUCCCAACUUGUGCUCUGUACGUGCUGGACAUGGCAGUGUUGUUUGGACCCAGCUCUCUUGAGGAGAAAAUCAACUUCCAGAUUGCUAUCAUCCUUGGCAGCUCCAUGCUGGCUGUGAUUCUCAACAACAGCCUCCCAACUUCCUCCAACAAGCCACCCAUAAUAGUGGUGUUUUUCCUGGGCACCUUCCUGCUGAUGAUCAUGGCUGUGUUAGACACCUUCUUCCUGCUGUACCAGCAGCGCAAAUCCCUGCGCUUGGACAAGGUCCUCAGAAGCUUCCAGCAAGGUAAAACAAUCUGUAACACCUUUCACAGCUUGGGUUUGGGGAGUUUUCCUGCACAUUUGCUGGAGCCAGGGUGGGUUUCCUCAGGGCCAACAGUGCCCCAGGGCAGUGUGAGCCGUGCUGGCCCCUGUGCUGACACUGCCCUUUGCUCCCUGCAGAGCCACAGCAGCUGCCCAAGAGACCCCCAGGCAAGCUGGCCAAGGGGGGUCCCCAGCUGCUGCACCCUCCCAAGAGGGCCCAGGGACAAGGGCAGCCAAGCAAGCGCCUGUGGCAGCUGCAGGAGCUGGACUCAUUCCUGCCAGUUCUGGAGAAGGUGCUUCUCUACAGCCACCUCUUCCUGUCCCUGUUCUUUUUUACUGUGAUUUCUGUAAAAUGGAGCAGCUGAACAUCAACUUUGCCCAGUGCCAGCUCAGUCAUUUUCCACCGUGUUGCUUCUGACCCCCUGCUGUAAUUUGCUCCUGCUCAAUUCAGAGCUGAAGCUGAAUAAAAUAAAACUGAAUUAAAAGCCAAUGCCACACCACAUGAGAUCUGCAU